This is a messenger RNA of Schistosoma margrebowiei, 474 nucleotides long. Lineage: Eukaryota; Metazoa; Platyhelminthes; Trematoda; Strigeidida; Schistosomatidae. The record is from the annotation of a GenBank genome assembly.
GACCAUUCGAACCACUUGAUAUGUAGGUCACUUGGGUCAAAGUAUGGCGCGUGUAUUAAGAUGUAUCACUGUCAGACAAAUCCACCAGACGGCUGAUCUUCAAGUUGGGGGGUUAUUUAGGGCUAGACGUCGGUUGCCUCCCAGUAACAACGAGUGGGGACCUUUAACCGAUUUGCCUGACUACAUUGUCAUAGGAAAGGCCAACCCUCAAUUUACAAGCCAAGGGCAAAGGCGACGAGCUAUUCAGCAAUACAAAGUAUCUAACAAAAUAAUCCAAUUAGUUGGAGAAAUGAAAGAAACUCAAGAAAAGCAUGCUAGGAAUAUGGAAAUGAAGGAGAACAAUGCCAAAAUAUUAAAGCAGCAGUGUCUUCGAGAGAAAGGAAAUCGAAGUGCAUAAAUAUUUGACUAGCAUUGGUUUGCUAAACUUCUACUUGAUACCUAGGCACUUUAUAAAUAAAACUUAAAUUAUUCUUC